Molecule: messenger RNA, 1937 nt
Organism: Gamsiella multidivaricata
Lineage: Eukaryota; Fungi; Mortierellomycota; Mortierellomycetes; Mortierellales; Mortierellaceae
Exons: 2
Coding region: 413-1753 (446 amino acids)
Molecular function (GO): lipid binding
Source: RefSeq, a predicted model, not a curated record
ACUGGACUGGACUGGUGCGGCAAGCCCAUCUUCAGGAACCAAAGAAGCCCGCUCUCUCUUCUCGUCUUCCACCGAAAAGAAAGAAGCAUAAAGAAGCCAUUGUGCCCAUCUAUUUUCCCUCCUCCUUUAUAUCACACUUUUAACUGCCUAAUAGUAACGACAUCCUCUCCUGGCAUCACCCCCCUUCAUCCUCGACAUCAACAACCGACGGAAUCAUCCGGCCAACUCUUUCUCUCCACAAGGUACAUGCGAUGUGCUUUUGCUAAACAUUUCAUUUCACCUCAUUCCUUCCUCCCUGUUGCUCAUUCGUCCUCCAACCAGCGUUCUUCUACAGCCUCGGACUAGCCCCCCUCCGGACUCUGCAACACCGUUAGUAACAAGGACUCGCACGCAGCAGUAACAAUAUUCGAGAAUGGGAGACACGGCACAGUCUCCAUUGGCCAUGCUGGUGCUGGUCACUCCAUAUACCCUCCUCUAUCUUGUCAACCAAGUGUUCCUGCAUGGCGUUCUGGAUAAGAUGCACUACAUCUUUUUCGAACUGAUCUUCGUGCUAGCCUUCCGUAAGGUCUUUGGUAUCCCCGACUUGGGUGAGCGUCUCUUCCCAUCCCAAGUGGCGGUCCACGCUACUGAACCAGUGCAACCGGCAAAGACCUCCCUUAUCUCCAGUAACGGCGAAGCAACUGCGCCCGCAAAGAAAAAGGUUAAGAAGAUUAUCGUCCGCAAGGCAUCAGGAACUGCAACGAAAAAGACAAAGGAACAACCGUACGCAAAGGAACUGGCGGCCAUGAAGAAAAAAUUUAUGGAUUACGUCGAGAACAAGGAGAUCUGGGAGAAGGUCUUUGAGGAGACCUCGCCUGGGUUGAUUGAGGUGUACCAGUACAAAGCUCGGCCCAUGUGCUACAAGAUCAUUGCGGUCAUGAACAACACUGCAGCAGUGACAUUUGACCUUUUGAGCGAUAUCAACCGCAGGGUGGAAUGGGAUCCACUUUGUGUGGAGGCCAAGAUGGUCGCAGAUGUUUCGCCAGGCGUCAAGAUCCAGUAUGUCAGGACCAAGAGCAUGUGGCCUACGGCCUCUCGAGACACGGUCGUGCUGGGGACGGUCGGAAAGCUCUCAGAAGAGACAUUCUUCAACGUGACGAGUUCUGUGGAGCAUCCACUCAUGCCUGAAAGAAUCAAGGAAAAGUUUGUGAGGAUGGAAACCGCGAUCGCGGGUCAGAUCGUGGGACCUGAACCUGGACAGCCCAACAGAUGUCGACUGGUCCAGGUGUUGGAUGCGGAUUUGAAGGGUUGGAUUCCGGAAAAGGUCAUUCAGCUCGUUUCUACCAAGGCAGUUCCGGAAGGCAUACGCAACGUCAACGGCAUCCUCCCAUCGCUCACUCCUUAUGACGAAUGCAAGACCCUGGAACGUGUUGCCCUGGCACGCAAGGAAGCCGAGGCGCUCGCAGAACAGCAGGGCGAUGACGAAAAUGAUGCUGUGGAGGAAUCUUCUCACGAACUAAAGUCCAAGCGUGCAUCGGAUAUGUUGUCGUCCUCCUCACAGCUGGCAGACCGAUUGGCCAAUGGCAAUGGAAAGCAGUAUGGCCAUGGCCCCGUGGAGCGGAAGCGUUCGAGCACCUUCAGAGUGUUCUGGGAGGGUGUGAAGCAGAACCUUGGGUAUGGUGGUGCGCCGGGCAAGGCAAACAGGAUCCUGGUGAUGACAAUUGUGCUUGCAGUGCUGGGUCCGACCAUUGCGCGGUUCCGUCGACGACGAUAGUACCAUAGCACAUGUAGACUAGUGCAUGCACACACACGCACGUAGCUUUGUUUUUCAUUUGUACGAUCGCUUGAAUUGAAUUUUUCAUGUUCAUGCAUGCCACAUGCAUGCCACAUGCAUGUCUAAUUACUUGCCGGUCUUUACGCAAAAAAAGGUACAAAAACUUGCUGCUAUGCUUUUUUGU